AUGGGAUCUUGGUGCGCUGAGAAUUUGAGAGAUGUCAAGGUAGGCAAAUUGGUUGCGGGAAUUGAGGACUUACUUGAAAUUUUAUUGAAGACAUCUUAGUCAUUAGGAAAAGGUCAAUUUUGAUUUUCAGGCCUGGAAAGAUGAAGGUCUUGAGACGACAACCAUUAGUAAUGAAAGUGCCAAGUUAUACGAUGCAGUUUUGCGACAACUGGUCUCCUGGAUUGAUUGUGAUCAACUUGGAGGAUUGGUCAAGACAAUGGAACAAUUACAGUCUUCAGAACCUGAGUCAAGUAAAAGUUUCACCCAAGUUUAAAUAAUGUUACAGUAAUCGCCCGAUGCCUAAUUUUGGGAAUCGAAUCCCUCGGCUCAAAUGUCUCCGUUUUCAAGGAUAAUAUUUUCAAAGAGAACAUUGAGAAGUUGCUUGUCGAUGCUGAGAAAUACGGGAACGAAAGAGAAAGAAAACAUUCGGAAGCAGUGAAAUUAUUUGCCUUUGGAGAUAUGAAUAAAGCCUGCCAGAAAUGGGAAGAGAUCCUCGAGAAACAUCCCAACGAUCUGAUGGCCAUAAAGUUCGCUCAUGACGGAUACUUCUUUCAAGGAGACCCUAAAGGGAAGUUAGAUAGUAUUAACAGAGUGAUCAACAAAUGGGAUCCAUCUAAACCUUGUUAUGGGCAUCUCUUUGGAAUGCAGGCGUUUGGAUUUGAGGAGAAUAAGGACUAUGAGAAUGGGAAGAAGAGCGGGUAUAAAGUACGUUUUGAAUUUUAAAACCAUGUACCAUGUUUUAAACAAAAUUUAAAAAAAAUAAAAUUAUAUUUUGAUAAGCAGGUCUUCUGACAUGCCUAUCAAAAUAUAGCAGGUAAGUAGUAAACUUUUACCAUUUUACUAUCUGAACAGUUUCUGAAAAGUCCAACUAAAAAUUUUGAAUUGGUCUUAGAGAGCUUGAAUAUCAGUUCAAGUGUCAUACUCUUUAGUCAUCAUUUUUUAGGGGUUGGAGUACAACAAACAAGAUGCCUGGUCGACCCAUGCUCUGGCCCAUUGUCACGAAAUGUUGGGAGAAUAUAAUGAGGGAAUCAAGUUCAUGGAGAGUACUGUCAGCGACUGGGAAGUGAGUUCCCUUACAAUUAGUUUUAUUUUAAUAAAAAAAAUUAUUGAAAUCGUAUUUCAGCCGUGCUGGAUGAUCGCUUGUCACAAUUUCUGGCAUAAUGCCCUAUUUUAUGUGGAGAAGGCGGAUUAUGAAACAGCAUUGUCAAUUUAUGACGAGUGAGUAAUAAUAAAACAGUUCAUCGAGUCAUUUACCAUUGCAGUUAUAGUUUUGUAUGGUUUUAGUGAAAUCGGAAAACGAAGCCGCUCCGGAGCCAUGCUUGAUGUUGUAGAUGCCGCCUCGAUGCUGCAAAGAUUACAAAUGGAAGGUGUGGAUGUGGGAAAGGAGCGAUGGGAAGGGCUCGUGGACGUAUUAGAGCCCCACAUUGAUAACCAUACACUGGCCUUUAAUGAUGCCCAUAUGGCCAUGGUCUAUUCGAAUUGCAACGAUUCGAAAUCAAAGGCUCUGAGGGAUGGAAUUGAUAGGUUUGCGUACGUGGUUUUCAAAUAAUCGUUAUUGAAAUUUAAAGUGGUUUUAAGUGGAUUUAAAGAUCGUUUUUUCAGAAGCGACUCCCAACAAGGCAAGAUCAUCAAAGUUUUGGGCAAUAUAAUAUGCGAAGCCAUCGACAGUUACAACGGCGAUCGUUUCAACGAAUGCUUUGACAAAUUGUUCCCGAUCCGGCAUGAGAUUUAUAAGAUCGGCGGGAGUAAUGCACAAAGAGAUGUCUUCAAUCAAAUUAUUAUUCGCUCGGGACUUAAAUCAACUUCCCCGCAGCAUAAUCAACUCGCGAAGUAAGCCGUUUAAUGAUGAUUAAUGCUUGUUGUAGAGUCGCUAUUGAGGAGAGGAAAAAGUUGAAAGUGCAUUCACCGUUAUUGGAUCGAAUUUGCAGUCAAUUUAUUUGA
Bursaphelenchus xylophilus (pine wood nematode) is the source of this 1980-nucleotide messenger RNA. Lineage: Eukaryota; Metazoa; Nematoda; Chromadorea; Rhabditida; Aphelenchoididae. The record is from the annotation of a GenBank genome assembly.